CAUCUUCCCUCAGAUCUGGCUUUUCUGGAUCCCGAGCCCCACCCGCUCCUUUUUUUUUUUUUUUGCAUUAGCAAGCCGGUCCGUGUCGGUGUGUGUGUUAUUUAAAGCCGGAGAUCCUCCCUCUUGCAAAGCCACUGUGUUGCAUCCGUCCGCCUCUCCGCAUGUGUCUUUAUGUGUGUGUGUGUGUGUGAGAGACAGAGAGAGAGGGAGAGAGAGAGUGCACUAAAAUCCCCAAGCAUCCACUGAGAAACCAAGAGAGUGAGGAGAGAGACGCAAGGGGGGGAAAGGCUAAAAGCUUACGAGACGGGAGACGGAACGAGAGUGUGAUUCAACUAUGAAAUUCAUCCGAGCUUUUUUCCUGCUGCUUCUCUGUCCGGCGUUGGGUCUCAACAGCAGACAAGGCUAUGAUGGUCUGGAAAAGAAGCUGAAAGAAGUCUUCACUGAAAGAAGCAACAUCUUGCACCAGCUCUCAAAGACAUCCAAGGAGCUGGACAGCAUAAAAGGCAACAUUCAGUCUUUGAAAAACGAUGACUCAGUCGCCAAGAAGGACGUACAAAGGAUUUUGGAGCUCAGCCACAAACAGAGAGACGAGAUGAAGUCCCUCCAGGCUGCCUUGCAGAAGCAGCUGGACGAGGCAAACGAGAGAGCCGAGAAGCAGCAGGCCACGGUUAAACUGAUUAAAGCGGAGAUGGAAAAGAAAACCAAAAUCAUCAAGGACUUACAGCAAGAGAACAAAAGCUUGAAGAAUAAACUCUUGUCAGGCAACAAACUUUGUGAUGCUCAUGCCGAAGAGUCCAAAAAAAUCCAGGCUCAACUGAAAGAACUGCGGUAUGGGAAGAAGGAUUUAAUUUUUAAGGGCCAGCAGCUAAUGGACUUGGAACACAAGUUAACCGUCGCAAAGGAAGAACUGGAGAAGACCGCUCUUGACAAGGAGUCUCAGCUAAAGGCUCUGAAGGACACCGUUCACAUCUGCUUCUCAGCCGUCUUGCACAACCAACACAGCAGCAGCCACAGAUUUCCCACCUCACCGUCCCAUUUGUACAGAUACUCAUCACUCAUCAACAGCUCCAGAGUCACCUUUCAGCAGCCCCAUGCCAAGGAUAUUUCUAAACUUCAGAGAAUCGUCGCAGAGAGGAAAACCCCCAUGAAUCCUGGAAUAAUGAGGAGAGAAAGUGGCGGCGUUAGAGAGUGCCAGAUGGAGGAGACAGGAGGAGACUGUUUCCAGAAUAAGACAGAGGAAUUAUCUCCACAAGUGAAACAACUACCAGAACCACACCAGCAAAGGAGCCACGGGCAGCCGGGAAGCUUGGAAAGCACCGGAACGCGCUCAGAUGACAGCGAGGACAAAGAGCAAAGCAAAAAGAUAAAGCCUCCGAAAUACGACUGAGCGGGUCAUCAAAAAUGCAGAUCUUCUGCGUUCCUCUCAAACUCCGAAGAGCACACCCCUGGUGCAUUGUCACAGACACACUCACACACACAUAUACACACACACAUUCGCCACACAAGGUCAGCAUUGCUUGCAAAAGCUGGGACUGGAAAUGUCAACACAACAACAUGGCAUGCAUUCUAAGAAGAAAAAAACAAACAAAAAAAAAUCAUUCUGAAAGGUAGCGAUGGCACUGGAAACUUGUUUCAUGAUUGUUCAUUUGAUGUUUACUUUUAUUCUUAGUAAGGACACUGCUUUCUAAUGUGUGAUCUUUCUAGAAAAAAUCCCUUUGCACUGUUACGGUCUGACACAGUAUCCUAAGAUAGGCAUACUCAUUGACUAAGAGGAAAAAGGACAAAAAAAAAAAAUAUUACUACCAAACUUAGACUAUUGUUUGUCGCUCACUGUAGUUGAAGGGGAACUGCACUUUUGGGGGGGAAUUUUUCCUAUCAUUCACAGCCCUUAUGUAAGACUAGAACACAUAAACUAUAUUGCUAAAAGUAUUUGGCCACCUGCCUUUACUCACAUAUGGAAUCGUCCAAAAUGUUUUGGUAUCCUGGAGUAUUCAAAGUUCCUUUCACUGGAACUAAGGGGCCAAGUCCAACUCCUUAAAGACAACCCCACACCAUAAUUCCUCCUCCACCAAAUUUCACACUCGGCACAAUGCAGUCCGAACGGCACCGUUCUCCUGGCAACCUCCAAACCCAGACUCGUCCAUCUGAUUGCCAGAUGGAAAAGCGUGAUUCAUCACUCCAGAGAAGGCGUCUCCACUGCUCUAGAGCAGUGGUUCUCAAAUGGGGGUACGCGUACCCCUGGGGGUACUUAAAGGUAUGUCAAGGGGUACGUGAGAUUUUUUUUUAAAUAUUCUAAAAAUAGCAACAAUUCAAAAAUCCUUUAUAAAUAUAUUUAUUGAAUACUACUUCAACAAAAUAUGAAUGUAAGUUCAUAAACUGAACAUCAAAUCAAGUAGGCUAUUCCAUUCAUUACAAUGCAACAAUGCAAUAUUGUGUUGACAGCUAGAUUUUUUGUGGACAUGUUCCAUAAAUAUUGAUGUUAAAGAUUUAUUUUUUUGUGAAGAAAUGUUUAGAAUUAAGUUCAUGAAUCCAGAUGGAUCUCUAUUACAAUCCCCAAAGAGGGCACUUUAAGUUGAUGAUUACUUCUAUGUGUAAUAAUCGUUAUUUAUAAUUGAAUCACUUGUUUAUUUUUCAACAAGUUUUUAGUUAUUUUUAUAAUUUUUUUUCCAAAUAGUUCAAGAAAGACCAUUACAAACGAGCAAUAUUUGCACUGUUAUACAAUUUAAUAAAUCAAAAACUGAUGACAUAGUGCUGUAUUUUACUUCUUUAUCUCUUUUUUUCAACCAAAAAUGCUUUACUCUGAUUAGGGGGUACUUGAAUUAAAAGAAAUGUUCACAUGGGGUACAUCACUGAAAAAAGGUUGAGAACCACUGCUUUAGAGUCCAGUGGCGACAUGCUUUACACCACUGCAUCCCACACUUUGCAUUGGACUUGUUGAUGUAUGGCUUAGAUGCAGCUGAUCGGCCAUGGAAACCCAUUCCAUGAAGCUCUCUGCGUACUGUACGUGGGCUAAUUGGAAGGUCACAUGAAGUUUGGAGCUCUGUAUCAACUGACUGUGUAGAAUGUAUUUGCACUAUGCGCUUCAGCAUCCGCUGUCCCCUCUCUGUCAGUUUACGUGGCCUACCACUUCGUGAAUGAGUUGUUGUUGUUCCCAAACUCUUCACUUUUCUUAUAAUAAAGUUGACUUUGGAAUAUUUAGGAGCGAGGAAAUUUCACGACUGGAUUUGUUGCACAGGUGGCAUCCUAUGACAGUUCCACGCCCAUUCUUUCACAAAUGUUUGUAGAAACAGUCUCCAUGCCUUAGUGCUAGAUUUUAUACACCGGGCCAAGUGAUUAGGACACCUGAUUCUCAUCAUUUGGAUGGGUGGCCAAAUACUUUUGGCAAUAUAGUGUAUGUCUUUCUUUGUUUAUGCAUUCUAAUUUGUAAUGUACGCCAAGUACAAGAAAGGGAUCCAUAUGGCCCCACUCGCCGCGGUUCACCUGACACAUGACGCAUGACAAAUUUGAGUGGCGCUUUUCUUAGUUUUCAGCAAAAUGAUUGAACCCCCUCGUCCUCUCACACGAGAUCCACCCGGGAAUGGGGCCUUAUGGAUCCCGUUCCUACUGUAUUGCACCCGAUAAGACUUCUUAAAAAACACACCCCAAAACCGCCAAAAAUACUCCAUAUACAUGUUUUGACAUGCAUGUUAACCAAGCAUUGGCGAUAUAGUUAGUAUAAGCGGUAAGGCAUAGGAACUACCUUUAACUAGCCUAUGCUGCUAUAUUGGCAUAUUGAGCCGGUGAGCUGCUGCAUCGCGUCUGAGUUGGUAAAAGUUAAUUAAUUCUAGAAAAUAAACCAUGCCUCUCACCUGGAUAGACAUGAAAAGACUCAUGUUUUUUUUUUUUGUGUUUUUUAACUUUAAUUGUUUUGCCAGUGAGAGCAGACAUUGUACAGUAAGUGAUUGUGGUAUUAUGUUCAUGGUUUGUGUUUCUUGUUAAGCACUUAGCGAUACUGCUACUUGCCUCACUAAGCCUCUAAAACGUGUAGAAGUCCCCCCUUAUAUUCAGGCUAAAAAUUAUAAGGUUCGGGGUCAUCGUUUGUCCCGAAGUUGUCGUUGAUGGCUGUCAUGAAAUCUGUCAUGAUUAGCGGUAGUUGUCAUUGAAGGAAUUAGCAAAUGUUGAUAUGCGUCUGUAAAAUUGAUACCUUGUCGUAUGCUUAAAGUAAGCAAAAUAGGUAAAUAUUACAUGUUAUGAGUGUACCUGUUACUACAAUACAUAUCUACUUAUAGCAUGUAUAUAAAACAGGUUUUUGAAUGGUUUUAGAGCACUUUAUAGAAUCCCAUUUUUAGCUGACUCUUGUUAGCAUUUAUUCACAAGUCAGAAUGCAUAAACAAAUAAAAGCUUGCAUAUGUAAGGAUUCUAAAUGAUAGGCAAAAUUCCUCCUAAAAAUGCAGUUCCUCUUUAGAGUUAAUUUACUCCUCCACAUUUUGGACUUAGAGGCUCAAGUUGGCUGGCCAACUGUUCAACAUUUAGUAUUUCCGCACUCUUUCUGCCUUUACCACACCAGAGGCAAACGAGCCAAAGACUCACAAUGGGUCGUCUCCCCGAAAAAUGUGCCAUGCACUGAGUAGUUACUCCUAGCUACAUGUAUCUGUGUUCUCUGACCUUUGUGUGUACUUUCAAUAAACUGUAAUUUUCAGUAAACGUGAAGAAUAAAUGGCUAUUUGUGGGAAAACUACGAGUCAGUAUGUUUGUGAUCAACAGAGCAAAAUUUGCUCAGUUAUGCAAAUAGUCCUUGUGGUUUUUUUUUCCCCAAUUGUUUCCAAAACAGUGCUCCAAUUAUCCAAUA
This is a messenger RNA of Nerophis lumbriciformis (worm pipefish), 4828 nucleotides long. It is a transcript of the gene luzp2, whose product is annotated as leucine zipper protein 2. The record is from RefSeq and is a predicted model, not a curated record. Lineage: Eukaryota; Metazoa; Chordata; Actinopteri; Syngnathiformes; Syngnathidae.